AUGCGCGCCUUCUAUUCGGCCCCGAUCACCAAAUUUUGGUCGUGGUGUAUAGCAUUUGUUAUAUUCCUCAUGUUAUCGUCUUAUGUGCUUCUUAUUGAAACUCCUGUGAAUCCCACCAACAUCGAGUACGCCACAUUGGCUUAUAUUGUCGUCUAUACUGUAGAACAUAUUCGUAAGCUCUUCGAUCAGGAAACGCCUAAACUCAGGGAGAAGUGCCGUGUAUUCUACACAAAAUAUUAUAACCUCUUGACUGCCACAGCUUUGCUGCUAUUUCUGGUCGGGUUUGGAUUUCGUAUGCAACCUUCGAUGAGACACUCCUAUGGUCGUGUCAUACUGUCAUGCAGUAAUGUGUUGUGGUACAUGAAGGUGCUUGAAUACCUUUCGGUUCAUCCACUGCUUGGUCCGUACAUCCAAAUGGCAGCCAAAAUGGUCAUAUCAAUGUGCUACAUCAUCGUUCUCCUUCUGGUGACAUUAAUGGCAUUCGGAGUUUCUCGACAAGCGAUCACUUACCCACACGAAAGUGGAACUGGCUUCUUUGUCAGGGACAAACUGUGUACCUGGUGGAUGGAUCCCGCCUGUGUUGAUGACAAUCUUCCUGUUGGUGGCAAAUAUUCUGCUGAUCAAUAUGCUCAUUGCUAUUUUCAAAAAAAGCCGUUGAAAACCGGGAAAGAGCGAGAUGAUGUCGUCGCGAAAUGUUCUAUGAGU
Ostertagia ostertagi is the source of this 705-nucleotide messenger RNA. Lineage: Eukaryota; Metazoa; Nematoda; Chromadorea; Rhabditida; Trichostrongylidae. The record is from the annotation of a GenBank genome assembly.